Molecule: messenger RNA, 795 nt
Organism: Ostreococcus tauri
Lineage: Eukaryota; Viridiplantae; Chlorophyta; Mamiellophyceae; Mamiellales; Bathycoccaceae
Source: the annotation of a RefSeq genome assembly
AUGAAUCAACAAAAGCACCCUUUUCAUUUAGUAGACCCAAGUCCAUGGCCAUUUCUUGCAUCGUUUGCAGCUCUUGUGACUACUUUCGGUGGCGUGAUGUACAUGCAUGGGUACAUUGGUGGUGAUUCUUUAGCCGCUUCAGGAUUUUUAUUAAUUCUUUAUACCAUGUUUGUUUGGUGGAGAGAUAUCAUUCGUGAAGCGACUUAUCAAGGGCACCAUACGACAACCGUUCAAGCUGGACUUAAAUCUGGUAUGAUUCUCUUUAUUGUUUCAGAAAUUAUGUUUUUUCUUGCAUUUUUCUGGGCAUUUUUUCACUCAAGUUUAGCACCAACAGUCGAAAUUGGGGCUGUUUGGCCACCAAAAGGGAUCGAUGUUUUAAACCCUUGGGAAAUUCCAUUUUUAAACACGUUGAUUCUUCUAACUUCCGGGGCAACAGUAACAUGGGCGCACCAUGCAAUCUUAGCUGGUCAGAAGACGCAAGGAAUCAUGAGUUUAAUUUUCACAGUUAUCCUUGCAGCCGUAUUUACAGGGUUCCAAGUUGUGGAAUAUGUCGAAGCACCUUUUACUAUUACAGAUGGUAUUUAUGGGUCAACCUUUUUUAUGGCGACAGGAUUUCACGGGUUUCAUGUAUUUAUUGGAACCGUUUUUCUAGCCAUUUGUUUACUCAGAUUAGUUGCAAAUCAGUUCUCGACACACCAACAUUUUGGAUUUGAAGCUGCCGCUUGGUAUUGGCAUUUUGUUGAUGUUGUCUGGUUAUUUUUAUUUGUAGCUAUCUAUUGGUGGGGUGGUCUUUAA